Dentiscutata erythropus is the source of this 693-nucleotide messenger RNA. The record is from the annotation of a GenBank genome assembly. Lineage: Eukaryota; Fungi; Glomeromycota; Glomeromycetes; Diversisporales; Gigasporaceae.
AUGGAAGAUAAAGAUAGCUUUGGACAUACUGAAGAGUUUUCAAAUAUUGAAUUAGAUAUUGAUGAUUGGAUUAACAUAGUGGAUAAACUAUCAGGGCAAAUAGCUGGUUGUCAGAAUGAACUCAACCAUAUUGAAUUAUAUAAUAAGAAUUUGACUAAUGCAACAAAUGAACCAGCAGCUAAGCAAACAAUUAUUAACUUUAAUAAUAGAAAUAAGAAUUCGACUAAUAUAAUGAAUGAACCAGCAGUUAGGCAAAUAGUUGGCAGUCAGGAUGAACUUAAUCGUAUUGAAUCACAUAAUAAGAAUUUAGUCAAUGUAAUAAAUGAACUAGCAGUUGGGCAAACAUUUGGAAGUUGGAAUGAACUUGACUGUUUUAUAUCUUUCUAUACGAAAUUACAAAAUUUUGGUCAUAAUAGUACAAACAAGACUAGUAUAGCUGAAAAUCAACGACAGACACGAAUCUGUUUGAAUCAUAAUGAUCAUCAAAUAAGCGAUGAAACUAAUAAGUUUGCUUUGAAAUACCGUAUAUUUUCAGAAAGCAUGCUAAAAGAAAUCAAAUUUUGGACCGAAGUUGGAAAUAUUAAUAUGAGAACACAAUAUCAAAUACUAGUAAAGCAAUAUCCAGAUGCAGCUACCUUACUUAAUAAUCUUUUAGAACAUAAAUCCAAAGAUAGUAGGUGGAUUGUAAAGUGA